Molecule: messenger RNA, 991 nt
Organism: Corylus avellana
Lineage: Eukaryota; Viridiplantae; Streptophyta; Magnoliopsida; Fagales; Betulaceae
Biological process (GO): protein stabilization; protein import into mitochondrial matrix; protein folding
Cellular component (GO): mitochondrion
Molecular function (GO): zinc ion binding; protein-folding chaperone binding
Source: RefSeq, a predicted model, not a curated record
UACCCAAGAAAUCCUGACUGGGCCAUCUUGGUCAGGAUGGGCCCAACCCAUUUCGGCUCUCUCCGUCUUCCACACUCGCCGAUAUUAAUAUCUUCCUCGGACGCGAGCGAGUCAAGCUGACUCACUGAGUUAUCUGAGCCUGCGACUCGGUUCCCAUGGAAACCCUAAUGAGCUCAUCCUCUGCGGCGAUCAUGUCCUCCUCGUCCUCGUCACCUUUCUCGAAUUUCUCUACCAGACGGACUCUCUCUUCGAGGCCCUUUCGGCUCCCUUUCGCCACCAAAGGUAACGAGAAUGAAUCAAAUAGUCCUCGGUCUGAUUCGAAGGACAUCAACAGUCUUCCUACUGUCAGCAAUCUCCCUCUCUCCCUUUCCCCUCUCUCAAAGGAUGUGGCAAUGGGAUUGGUGCUGAAUGCAGCGGCAGGGAGAGGGUGGACCACAGGUUCGGGUAUGGAAGGCCCUUCAGUUCCUGCCCUUGAGACGGGCUUAGGCACUGAGAAUGUGUCCACUUUCCCAUGGUCUCUGUUCACUAAAUCACCUCGCCGAAGAAUGCUUGUGGCUUUUAGUUGUAACAUUUGUGGACAGAGGACAACACGAGCUAUUAACCCACACGCUUAUACUGAUGGCACUGUCUUUGUGCAGUGUUGCGGAUGCUACGCAUUUCAUAAGCUUGUGGAUAAUUUGAACCUGUUUCAAGACAUGAAGUGCUAUGUGAACCCGAAUUUUGAUUACAAAGGUCACAGCUGGGAUGAUGUUAACUUCAAAUAUCUGGACGCUGAAGAUGGCAAUAAUGACAUAUUUCCUAUCCAGUGAGGUGGGCGGUCCACUUUUCAAGUAUGUAUAUUCUGUCCUGGUAUAGUGGGAUCUUAGUUUAGUUUCCAUGUAUAUUGUGAAGGUUUUUCUAUAGGGACUUAUUUUUUCAAUUCAGUCUCAGAUGGCUAGGGUUGUAUUCAGGUUGAUAAGAUAUGCAUUUCAUUGAGGAUUGUGCAUGUUCA